AUGGCGGACGAUUUUAAAACGGUUUUUCCAAGAAAAUAUUAUAAGAAGUUUUUCGAUGAAAAUGUGCGACCGGAUAACAGAUCACUGGACGAAUGUCGUCCUCUUCAUUUGGAAGUUGGUGGAUUGGGAACAGCAGAUGGUUCAUCUUUAGUUACGAUUGGCAACACAAAAAUUAUUUGUGGUGUUGUUUCGAUGCAAUGGACGAUAACCUGCGAACUCGUCUGCCUUGAUUAUGAUGGCUGCCUGUACGAUGCCUGCUGUCUGGCUCUCAUGGCUGCUCUUGCCAAUACUAAUCUAAAAAUGUAUGCUAAAAUCGAGGAUGGCAGUGAAGAUUUAGAGGAACAAAUCAGCUACCAACCAACGAAAGAGAGCAAAAAACUUUCCCUAACCAACAAAUUCUUUGCCACAACAUUCGCUCUCUGGAACAGCAAGUUGAUAUUAUUUGAUCCGACAAAAGAGGAAGAAGACUUAUCUAGAGGCACAAUCACCAUCGUCUGCUCUGCCAAUUCAGAUGAAUAUUUCAUUCAGAAGCCAGGCGGAUGUGAGCUGACAGAUGAACAAUUAAAUUUCUGCUUGAAACAUUCAAAGAAAAGGACCGAACUUUUAUUAGACAUGUUUAAUGAAAAGCUUCACUCCACUGAUGAACAAUAA
Molecule: messenger RNA, 651 nt
Organism: Helobdella robusta
Lineage: Eukaryota; Metazoa; Annelida; Clitellata; Rhynchobdellida; Glossiphoniidae
Exons: 7
Coding region: 1-651 (216 amino acids)
Biological process (GO): U1 snRNA 3'-end processing; nuclear polyadenylation-dependent mRNA catabolic process; U5 snRNA 3'-end processing
Cellular component (GO): nuclear exosome (RNase complex); cytoplasmic exosome (RNase complex)
Source: RefSeq, a predicted model, not a curated record